Messenger RNA from Dipodomys ordii (Ord's kangaroo rat), 1440 nucleotides. RefSeq names its product acyl-CoA thioesterase 6 (gene Acot6). Gene Ontology annotation, biological process: fatty acid metabolic process; acyl-CoA metabolic process. The transcript is spliced from 3 exons. Bases 108 to 1409 code for a protein of 433 amino acids. Gene Ontology annotation, molecular function: fatty acyl-CoA hydrolase activity. The record is from RefSeq and is a predicted model, not a curated record. NCBI's taxonomy places the organism in Eukaryota, Metazoa, Chordata, Mammalia, Rodentia, Heteromyidae.
GCCAGCGGCUCCCAGUCGAAGGGCAGAAGCAGAAGAGUCAGUGGUGACUGAAUUCCCCUAACCAGAUCCAUCCAGCCAGUAUAUUCUGAUUUGGGACCCUGGUCUGCAUGGCGGCGCCCAGGGUGGUGGUGGAGCCCGCGGGCCGCGUGUGCUGGGACGAGCCGGUGCGCAUCGCCGUGCACGGCCUGGCCCCCGAGCAGCCCGUGGCGCUGCGCGCGUCCCUGCGCGACGAGAAGGGCGCGCUCUUCCGGGCCCACGCGCGCUACCGCGCCGACGCCCGCGGCCAGCUGGACCUGCAGCGCGCGCCCGCGCUGGGCGGCAGCUUCGCGGGGCUCGAGCCCAUGGGGCUCGUCUGGGCCCUGCAGCCCGACAGGCCCUUCUGGCGCUUGCUCAAGCGGGACGUGCAGACGCCCUUGCUGCUGGAGCUGGAGGUGCUGGACGGCCGCGAGCCCGCCGGGCCCGGCGAGCCCGAGGGCGGGCGCGUGCUGGCGCGGGCGGUGCACGAGCGGCACUUCAUGGCGGCCGGGGUGCGGCGGGUGCUGGUGCGCGAGGGCCGGGUGCGGGCCACCCUCUUCCUGCCGCCAGGUGAGGGGUGUUUUGCAGGGAUCAUUGAUCUGUUUGGAAGUGGCGGUGGUCUCUGUGAAUACAGAGCCAGCCUCCUGGCAGGACAUGGUUUUGCUGUGCUUGCCCUGGCUUAUUUCAGAUAUGAAGACCUCCCUGAGUAUUUGAGUGACGUGUGCCUGGAGUACUUUGAAGAAGCUGUGUGUUUUAUGCUGCAACAUCCAAAGGUGAAAGGUCCUAGCAUUGGGCUUCUUGGCUUCUCCAAAGGAGGUGACCUGUGUCUUUCCAUGGCUGCUUUCCUGAAGGACAUCACAGCCACUGUACUUAUCAAUGCCUGUGUGGCCAACACUAUAGUUCCUCUGCAUUACAAGGAUAUGAUCAUUUCUGAUCUUGGCACUGACUCCUCAAAACAAAAAACCACUGAGUCAGGCCUUUUGGAUUUUGUAGAUGUCUGGAAUAAUCCACUGGAGGAACCCAACCACGGAAGUCUCAUUCCAUUGGAAAAGGCCCAAGGGCCCUUUCUGUUUAUUGUUGGUAUGGAUGAUCAUAACUGGAAGAGUGCGUUCUAUGCACAAAUAGCCUCUGAACGGUUACAAGCCCAUGGGAAAGACAGACCGCAAAUAAUCUACUAUCCAGAAACUGGUCAUUGUAUUGACCCACCUUAUUUUCCUCCCUCCAGAGCCUCUGUGCAUGCAGUGCUGGGUGAAGCAGUGUUCUAUGGAGGAGAGCCAAAGGCUCACUCAAGGGCACAGGAAGAUGCCUGGCUGAAGAUUCAAACUUUUUUUCAUAAACAUCUCAAUGGUAAAAAGUCUGUGAAGCAUCCAGGUGCUGGUGGCUCACGCCUAUAAUCCUAGCCACUCCAGGAGGCUGAGAUCUUCA